CGUCAAAUAUGGCGACUUGUUUUGCCAACUGGACAAAGUCUUGUCAAUUGGAAAAAUAAUGCAAUUUUCGUAUUGUUUACGUCUAUUUCACCAUACUAUUCCUUCUGCGAUAUCAUAAACGUGCUAUGUGAGACAGUUCAACACAAACAAACAUGUCGUGGCUCAAUCUAAACCAGAGUUUGAGCAGUCUAAAAGGGCAGAUCACAAAUUUUGCUACUGAAGUGCUAUCUGAACCUUCUGCUGAAAGCAGUAGUGACCUAACUGCUAGUUCAGGCUCUUUGGUGAAGGAGCUUGAAGACAAAUGCCAUAACCAGGAGCUCGAGAUUGCAGCUCUGAAGAAGCUUACAGAAGAGUUGCAGGCUUCAUUGCAAUCGGAGAAGUUCUCCCGAAAAAAUGGGGUCAAAGAAGACGAGUCCAGUUGGUACUGGGAUCCCCCGCCUCAAACGAAACCCCUUGACCAUGAACUCGAAAACCAAUACCAAGUACAAAUACAAACGCUACAAAAUGAAUUAUCCACCAUGAGAGAGAGAGAUACCUUCGACCAUAAACCUGAAGAGGAGGAGUUGCACAGGCUCAGGGAGGAAAACAAAAACCUCACGACGAACCUAGAAGACUUAGACAGCCAACAUCAAAUGGCAAUGGAAAGGCUUCUGUCGCUAAAGAAAGAGCUGCAAAAAAACUUCGAAGUGCUGAAACAAGAACACGAAGAUUUGAAAAGCUCCAACGAUGAGUAUGCUCUUGAACUCAAAACUUUGCUACUAAAAUUGGGCGAAAGGGAUAAAGAAAUCGAGAGUUUAAAAACUGUGAAAUCAGAUUUCGACACGCUUCACCAUAAAUAUCAAAAUUUAGAAAAGAUACACAGUCUGUUGAGGGAAAACGCUGAAAAAUUCCAAGAAGAAAAUCAAGAUUUACACGAAGAGGUGUUCAAAUUACAAGAACAAGUCACGAAAUUGGAACACGAUGUAGAAAUAGCAACAAAGAAUACUGAACUUUCUAAUAUGGUGCCAAGAGAACGUUAUGAUGAGCUGAUGAAGGAACUGAAUGAUUUGAGAAGUAGGCGGAACUCAAAUCAGAUACAUUUAGAUGAAAUUAAUAUUGACGAUAACGCCAAAAGUGUCAUAGAGAAUUUGAAACGGGAAAUUAGUGAGUUAAAACACAAAUUAGCUCAUAGACAUGAAAGUCAAGAUAAUUCAGAUAAUAAAACUAUUAAGCCUGAAAGAAUCAUUCAGCUGUACAACAAGUAUGUUAACUUCGAACUUCCUGUCGAUUUGGUCGGGGAAAUACCCGCGCCUGGCGAUAAUGUAGUCAUGUAUAAAUUAGAAAGCGUGUUCAAGACAGUCCAUUCAUUUAAAAAAGAUAUCGACACUUUGGAACAUAAACUCUCGGAGAAAAAUCUAAAUAUCAGUCAUUUACAAACACAAGUAGAUGAUCUCGCCACAGAAAACGAUUAUCUCCACGGCGACGUCAAACAUUUUGAAAGAGAGUUUAUCGAAGCGAAAAAGAACAAUGAUUUUCUGUUAACUGAAAUAGCAGUUUUAAAAAACACCUCCAAAUUAGAACCCAUAAGUGAAACGCACGAAGAUAACUAUGCAAAAUUGGAAACAGAAUUAGCUGAUUGUAAUAAAAUGAAUAAAACAUUUGAAUCCGAAAUUAAACGGAUAGAAAAUGAACUAAAUGAAGUAAUGACUGAGAAAGUGGUGCUACAGGAAAGUUUGAGUGAUUUAAGAAAUAAGUAUACAACAAUGUUAAAUGAAUUAGACAUGUGUAGGACUCGAGGUAAAGAAGUGGAAGAGCUAGAACAUAAUGCAAAUGUGGAGCAAAAAAAACAACUGGAGGAAACUACAGAUGAAGUGGAUGAGCUCAAAAAACGUUUGAGUGCAGUCAACGCUAAAAAUGUGGAAUUGGCAAUAGACUUUCAUAUUAUAGAGAAUGACAAAGUGCUACUUACAAAAGAAGUUGAUGAACUAAGAAAUGCUUUAAAAGAAAAAUCUAAUGAGCAUAAAGAAUUGGAAGUUAUGAAAGUAACUUUAGAUCAUAAAUUAGAAGAUCUUGAAAAUAAACUUGAUGAGGUCAUUAAACAUAAAAAUGAGAUUGAAGAUGAUAAAAUUAAGUUAGAGGAACAGGUUAAAAUCCUGGAAAAAGAAAUAGAAAUGUUCAAUCAGACGACUACAAAAGAGGUCUUAGAUAAACUUGAACUGGAAAAAAACAAAACAAGUACUCUCCAACAUGAGAAUUCAAUGUUACUGGAAUCGGUUGAGCAACGGAAAUCUGAAUUGAAUAAUUUAAGACGCCACCAGGUAAAGUUAGAAUCUGAAAAUGAGUCAUUAAAAAAUAUCAAUCGGUCUAAUACCUCGAGUGCUGUUUUACUCCAACAAACACUUGAAGAGUUAAAAGCUAAGACUGUCCAAGAAGAAGUCCUAAAUAAUGAAAUUUUGGCACUAAAAGAAGAAAACAAGAAUCUUACUGAGAGAAAACUUCAAAUAGAAGCCGAGCUGUCGUCGACUGAUUCCAAAAUAGUGCGUUUAGAAGAAGAAUUCGAUAAGUUAAUUGCAGAUCUAAAUGAGAAAGAUACUCUAAUAGAUAACCUAAACGCCACUGUUGGGGCUAACAAUGUAACGUUGCAGAAUUUAAACCAAAACGUUGUAGAUCUUGAAAAUAGUGUCGCCAUCAAAAAUGGAGAGAUUGAACAUCUUAAUGCAGCACUGAAUACUACUCAACAAAAUCUCAACGAGGCCAAUAAAUUGGCUGCAAACGCCUCAGAAGAGCUAAAGAAAUUGCAGAGCGAAAAAGAAGAAAUAUCCAAACAGAUAUACUCGCUACACGACGAAAUUGCGACCAAAAAUUCUCAAAUAUCAAACCUAACAUCCCGUUUAGAAGAGCUAGAGAAAAACGGAACUGAUUAUAACCAACUAUUAGUAACAAAAGACAAAGAAAUUAAGGAGCUAAAUCAGUCAAUAGUCGAAGCUGCCGACAAAUUGAAAGUCACAGAAAACGUCAGCCUUCAGAAUGACGAAUACGCAAGAUUAGUUCAAGAGAAAGAAACAAUAGAAAAAGAGGUCUCCGAACUAAGGAAUUCUGUUGUCACGAAAGACAAUGAAAUCCGAGAGCUGAAUGGUAAGUGUGAACAGUUGGAAAAGGUAUGCGUGGAGUACAAGACGGCCAUAGAUAAUGCUACGACUGAAAGGACGGAGUUGAUCAACUUAUUGAAUUUGAAACACAAUGAAAGUAUGCAGUAUCACGGUGAAAUACAAAGAUUGAAUCACGUGAUAUUGGAGCAUACAAACGAAUUCAAAAGGGUCAUCGAAGAGAAAGAUCGGAUGUUGCAGAAUAAUUCUGAAUGUUGUUCUGACUGUGAGAGGCUGAGAAUUACGAUGAAAGAAAAGGAUGAGAUUAUAAUGAAUUUGACUCACAACCCAAGCGACCAAGAGGGGCUCAGAACUGAGUUGCUAAAUGCGAGCGAGUCGAUUAAAGUCUUGACUGAGAAGUGUGACAAUCUGGACAAGAGCUUAGCGAUACAAUUGGAGACGGUCAAGAGACUGACAGCAGAAAACGUACAGUUGUCAGAACAAGAGCAGAACUCGUCGAGGGAGCUGGAACGACUGCGACACCACCUGGUGGAGACUGAAGAGAGUUACACACAAGAGCUGAUGACGGCUGAGCAGAAGCUGACCGAGUGUCAGACACGGCUGCACCAGAUUGAGGAGAGGGCCAAGCAGAAUACCACUGUUUAUACUAGCAACAGCAUUCGCGCAAACCAAGAAGUGGAAACGCUCAGAACCCAGAUCAAGUUGUUAGAGAAGCAACGCGAAGAAGUCCAGGCGAGGUUGAGCGAAGCUGAAGACGCACGUAGCAGAAGCGAGGUGGCCUUGACCAAUCUUCAGGUGGUCUUGGAGCAGUUCCAAUUAGACAAAGAGAGAGACAUACAUGCAGCUACCGAAAAGAUCAGAAACAAAAUGGAAGACCUAAAGCGAGAAAAUCACGGUCUUCAGGACGAAAUAGCCAGGCUCAAUUCUAGGCUAGAAGAAGCUUUGGCAGGCCUUCAAGCCGCUUCCAGGCUUGGAGACCAGGUGGAGACUAAGACAGCUCAGAUCAAUGAUUUGAAAGAGCAAGUGAGAACCCUCCAGACUUCAGUAGCGGCGGCCGAGGAGAGGUACUACAACGCAAUAUCGAACCAGCAGGACAAGGUCGACAAGAACCUGGUGAAGAACCUUAUCAUCAACUAUGUGAUGACUACCAACAGCAGCAAUAACAAAACCCAAGUCCUCCGGAUCCUCUCAACAGUGCUAGACUUCAACCAGCAAGAGUGUGAGAAGCUAGGUCUAGUCAAGGCCGUCAACGCGACCGACAGUUUAGCAGCGGAGUUCGUCAAGUUCUUACAAAACGAGUCCAGGCCAAGAGCAGCCUUGCCUAAUAUGAUGGGCAUAGCACAGUCCAGCAGUAGAAGCACCACGCCUACUUCUAGAAGAAGUUCUACGCUUGGUAAGUAUUUAAAAAGCUUGCAGAAGUUUUAUCUCCAGAACGAGUCCAGGCCAAGAGCUGCCUUGCCUAACAUGAUGGGCAUAGCACAGUCCAGCAGUAGAAGCACCACGCCUACUUCUAGAAGAAGUUCUACGCUUGGCCCAAACCCCACCCCACAAGAGUUAGGCCACAAACGGAACCCUUCAACUGGCUCCAACAACCUCCUCUUCCAAAACAUCGACGCCAUAGAGACCAGCUCUACCUUGUCUGUGGACUCCGACCAUAGAGACCCGAGAGUCGUGACGCAAAUGGACACUGGAGUUAACCAGACCAGAAACACAGAGGGCGCUAUUUUGAAACACGUUUUGAAGGAUAUGUGA
Molecule: messenger RNA, 4838 nt
Organism: Ostrinia nubilalis (European corn borer)
Lineage: Eukaryota; Metazoa; Arthropoda; Insecta; Lepidoptera; Crambidae
Product: thyroid receptor-interacting protein 11-like
Exons: 10
Coding region: 153-4838 (1561 amino acids)
Biological process (GO): endoplasmic reticulum to Golgi vesicle-mediated transport; Golgi organization
Cellular component (GO): Golgi apparatus
Molecular function (GO): small GTPase binding
Source: RefSeq, a predicted model, not a curated record